Messenger RNA from Oncorhynchus gorbuscha (pink salmon), 620 nucleotides. Its product is annotated as protein Jade-1-like. The transcript is spliced from 4 exons. The annotation marks the transcript as partial. The record is from RefSeq and is a predicted model, not a curated record. Gene Ontology annotation, biological process: regulation of transcription by RNA polymerase II. Gene Ontology annotation, cellular component: histone acetyltransferase complex. NCBI's taxonomy places the organism in Eukaryota, Metazoa, Chordata, Actinopteri, Salmoniformes, Salmonidae.
GUAACUCCACUUCCUGGUCCCAACAUUCUCAACCCAGGAGAGCCAAUUGGAAGAAGCCCUCAGAAGUGUUCAGGACAGACUUCAUCACGGCCAUGAAGCUCCAUGACACGUACCAACUGAACCCUGAGGAUUACUACGUCCUGGCCGACCCCUGGAGACAGGAGUGGGAGAAGGGAGUCCAGGUCCCUGUCAGCCCUCACACCAUCCCCCAGCCUGUAGCCCGGGGAGUGGCUGAGCGGGGGAUGGAGGUGAUGUUCUCGACGCCUAAGAAGUGGAUCCGUUCGGGUUGUUCAGGGGCGCUGGGGUACGUGGACAUCCAGACCCUGGCUGAGGGGACGUGUCGUUACGACCUCAACGACACUGACGUGGCCUGGCUGGAGCUCAUCAACCAGCAGUUCACUCUGAUGGGCAUGGUGCUGCUGGAUGAGAUGACCAUGGAGAGAGUGAUGGAGGAGUUUGAGAGGCGUUGCUAUGACAGAAUGAGCCAUGCCAUGGCAACGGAGGAGGGGCUUGGCAUGGAGUACGACGAGGAUGUUGUGUGUGACAUCUGUCGGUCACCUGACAGCGAGGACAACAACGAGAUGGUUUUCUGUGACAAGUGCAACAUCUGUGUUCACCAG